Messenger RNA from Pantherophis guttatus, 691 nucleotides. RefSeq names its product melanocortin 2 receptor accessory protein (gene MRAP). Gene Ontology annotation, cellular component: plasma membrane; endoplasmic reticulum. Gene Ontology annotation, molecular function: type 5 melanocortin receptor binding; type 4 melanocortin receptor binding; signaling receptor regulator activity. Gene Ontology annotation, biological process: regulation of adenylate cyclase-activating G protein-coupled receptor signaling pathway; protein localization to plasma membrane. The record is from RefSeq and is a predicted model, not a curated record. NCBI's taxonomy places the organism in Eukaryota, Metazoa, Chordata, Lepidosauria, Squamata, Colubridae.
UGAAUAGUUCUGGUAUCUCAACCUAUAUAAGGAUGUCAAAUGAAAAUUUAUUUGCACAAUUACAGCUCGGCUUCAUGGGAACACUGUAGUUUUGUGCUGGAUCUAUUAAGAGUCCAAAGCUACCUUGGUUAUACUACUGAAAUGACCAAUUCAACAAAUUAUACUGUGCACUAUGAAUAUUACUUUGAUUACUUUGAUCUAUCUCCAGUUGAUGCAAGUAAGCUGAAAGCCAACAGAUAUUCAAUUAUCAUAGGCUUUUGGAUUGGACUUGUUUCUUUUGUGGCAUUUCUCUUCUUUAUUUUGUUCUACAUAUCUCGAUCUGGUACAACAUCCAUGAAGACUGGAGGAUCAAAGAAGUUUCCAUGGAAUUAUUCAGAAACUAUUCAUCAAAAUCUUGUUAACAAUGACACUGUAUGAACAUCUGUAGAUAACCAAGGAGAAGAAAUUGAAGGGCUCUGUUCAAGUAAUAGAUUACCAUGUCACCAUAUGGACAAUUCAGUGUAAAACCUUCUCACAAAUGAAAUAUGAAGCCCACUACAUAUAAUAUAGUAUAAUGUGCUAGGAGGAAUACCAAUGUAAAAAAACAUGUAUUUCUUCUUUAAAAAAAUACUUUGGCUUUUUCAUUAUAUAACAAUCAUUGUAGUAUCUAAUACAAAAGGAUAGAUUUACCAGAAAAUAUGAAAUCUACAAU